Ectocarpus sp. CCAP 1310/34 is the source of this 6450-nucleotide messenger RNA. The record is from the annotation of a GenBank genome assembly. Lineage: Eukaryota; Phaeophyceae; Ectocarpales; Ectocarpaceae.
UCCGUGAAUCAAGCAACAGCAGCAACACGAGGCACGAAGUGGAAAUGGCUGAAAAUUCGGCGCGACAGAAUGAGGCGCCGGUUGAGGGCGGCGAUGACGGGAGCAACAACGACGACACAAACACCUCGUACGCCCCCGUGCCGAGGAUGAAGAAGCGUCCGCGCGGAGAAGGAGGAGGAGUCAAGGAGGAGGACGACAUGAACGGUUCGUCUCCCCCGCCGGAGCCGAAAGACCCGCCGUCUGAUGAAGGAGACCAGGCCGCGAGCAGCAACAGCAGCGCAGGCGCCUGCGGGGAGGGCCGAACGUGCGUUUCCUGCCGCAAGAGCAAGGUGAAAUGCUCCAGAGUUUUGCCGUGCGAUCGAUGCCGCCGGCUGAAGCUUGUGUGCAUCGCACAAGUCAGGGGCAGAGGUCGACCCGUCGCCAGCGUGACGGCAGGCAAGAAAAGUUUGAAACUGGUCGAAGACGGGGUGGGCCGCAGCAGCAAGAACGGCGGAGGGGCCGACGACACCAGCAGGAGUGCACGCGUUGCCAAGAGCAUGGCAGCAGAAGCAGAGCCGGGCAGCAGCCAUGCUAACGGUAGCGGCAGCAGCAGCAGGGAGUCAUCUGGCGCCUCCCCGUCUUCAGGGGUUUUGUCGUGUGCGCAUCCCUCUCUCGCCGGCGGUGGCGGCGGAAUAGAUGGCGCGACUGCAGGCAGUAGUGGGAGCAUGAGCACACGGAAGGUCCGGCUGUCUUCCUCUGUCGAGGUGCCUCCUCUAGCUGCCGUUGCUUCGCAGAUUUCCGCCGGGACCUCCCCUUCUCCGCUGUACGCCGCCGCCGUCGACGGGGAGGGCUCGCCCCGAGGCGACCACGGCGGCGAUGGUGGCGUCGGCGUCGGGGAAGGAUUUCUGCUGGCCCACCACGAGCAGCGGCACUUCGAAGCUUGUUCCCGUGCCCUUCCGCCACGCAUCAUGCAAUCAGGGACUCCAACCAUAGCGCCACCGCAGCAGCAUCAACAGCAUCAACAGCAGCAGCAGCAAGGUGUGUACGGCGCUUUGCAUAAUAGCUCGGCGCGACCGCUGUCGGCCCACCCCCUACAAUUCCACGGAGGAGGCGUUGGCGGGGGCGGUAGCGGCAGAAGCGGCCUCAGCGACGGCGGGAGCAUGACGGCGAUGAACGCCUCCGCGUCGCCGGGGUCGAUCAGCUCGGCGGGCGGCUCGUGGCGAGGUGAGUUUAUCGGCGGCCCCGGCGCUGCUGCGCACGCGGUCGGCGGCCUUGGCGGGAUGGGAGAGAUCAGCAGGAACGACAUCGACGUCCCGAACGGCCAGUGGGAGUACAUGAAUGGCACUGAGGUCGCGACGACGACGGCAAAACUCGAAGGCGAGGUGAACGCGCCCACCUCCUCCUCCUCCCCAGCUGAAAGCUUCGCCCCCAUGCCGAUGGGUCACAUGGCGAACAGCGGCAACGGGGGUGGCGGCGGCGGCGGCGGCGGCGCGGGCGACGGUCGGGGCGAGAACGGGUGCGGCGGCGGCGGCGGCAUGGGCAUGCGGAGAGGCAAGGGCAUAUCCUCGCUCUCGAGCGACGGGGGUUUCAAUGGCGCCGGGAAGGCGCCGGCGUCGACGUGGGUGGAGGCGAUGGAUGAGCACACGCACGCGGUCGCCGCCGGCGCCGGCGCUACCGCCGGCGCCGGCGCCCCUACCGCUGGGGAGCGUGGCGCGGCUGGAGGCGGCGGCGGCGGCGGCCCCGACGGUAGGAUCUUCUUGUCGAAAUCGGAAGAUAAGCAACAGCGAUGGCUCAUCGCCGUGGAACGAGGCGCUGAGGCUACGGGGCGUGACUCCGGCGGCAGGUCGCCAGGAGCUAACGGAGGCAGCGUCGAUCCUACCGAGGCUAUCGUGUCGGGCUUCUGGAAACUGUUCAGAGAACACGGGAUCCACCGUCCAAAGGCGGUCCUUGUCAUCCGGCAUUGGGCGCUGUGCGCCCUGGACAGGCGGAGCACCCACCUCAUGCGAGAGACGGUCAGCAUGGCGAGGGCGCUGUCCAUCAACGUCGCUGAAAUUCUGAACGACUACAGCAUAUACGCCAUGUUCCACGAGUUAUUACGAGAGGCCGAGGCCGGCAACACAAUCGAGCCGGUGCCUCCCGCGGAACUCGGUCACCAAGAGACCCCGCAGUACAUCCAGGAGAUGUCGUCGGUGUUCGCGGCCGUGUCGAUGCGGGUUGUGCUUCGGGGGCAGAGCAGCUUUCACCACAACGACGUGUGCGGCCGCCUCUUCUUGACCACGCACGAGGCGAACGAGAUGUACGCCUGCGACAACCAGGACGUGUGGGCGACGUGCAUUCACCCGGACGAUCACAAAGCCUUCUUCGAUAACUUGUCGAUGCAGCUCUUCCGUACUCCUGGGCACCAGUCCGAGUUCAAGAAAGUGUUGAAGUGUCGAGACCGAACUGGGGUCGUUUUUCUGGCGCUGGUCCACUUCCGUUACGAGUUCCGAGACGACGGCAAUUUCGCCGCGUUCGGCCUGAGCAUUCUCCCCCUGCCCCAGUCGGACUACAUCCAGAAGGUCGAGCAAACGCUGACCGCGUCCGACGGGCACGGAAGCAGCGGGGGUUCCACCGCCGCGUCGCCGUCCGUGCAGCCGCAGCCGGAAAUGCCAUCAUCGUCGAGGCCGUCGCUGCCGCCGCCGCCACGGUUCGUCGGUAGCGGUAACAGCGGCGACAGAAGAGCGGGGGGGAUGGGGGCGGCGGCUGCCGCGACGACGGCGCUUCGCGGCGUGUCGUCCGCGAGCUGUAGCGUGCCCUCGUUCUCGGGGGUCAUGACCGCUGUUGCCGCAUCGGUUGCAGGAGAAGGAGACUGCGUGCUAUCGCGGCAGCCGCUCCCCCCGCUUGACCUCGAGGUGAUGCAGCGGCGGCCGGGCUCACUCGGCGGAUACGGGAGCGGGGGCGGAGAGUCGGCCGACGUUUCGCCGGGGAUGGCCGCGGGCGGCGGCGGUUUCAGAUUCUCCCGGCUGUCUUACGGCGGCGGCGGCGGCAGCGGCCGCCGGAAGAACGCCGUUGUCGGGGCCGGCGAAUCGAACCACUCCUGGGGUCGGGCUCGACGAUAGCUUCGAUUCCUCGAGAGAGAGCAUGAGCAGCAUGAUGUUUCAGAUGCACGGCGGCGGGGGCGGCGGCGGCGGCGGCGGCGGCGGCGGCGGCGGCGGGGGCGGGGGCUUCCCAUCGAUGGGUGACAUCGGGAUGGGUGGGCUGGAACCUAGGUCGAGUAGCGGGGGCGUGUCCGGCGGUUGGAUGGGGACCUCGAGUCGCGCGGAGAUGAGGAUGAUGGGCGGGCUUUAGAUCGUCCGGUCGUCAUAGCAUCUUCCUUUACUUGUUGCGGCGGCGCGAUCAUCCGCCGGUGAAUCGUAGAAGCGUAUCAGGAGCUAGAGGGAAGCGGCGAUCAAAACGUUAGGGGCUGAGCGGUCGGGCCGAAGGGAAAAUAAAACUCGACCGUGUCGCGCAGGUUUGAAUAGAGCUUAAAUCUGCCCAACACACGGUUUCGUGAGGCGAGCGUGCGGAGCACGGCACGCGACGAACAACGUAGGACGCAGCCCGGUGUGUCAUGUAUUUGUCCAUUGCGGGCUUGCUGCCUCGGGCUUGGUAAUAGUGUUUCGGCAGGGCAGUCGGUGGGGAACCGGUGCUGCCAUCGUCGGAGAACAGUCAUAAUUACUGCGGGGGGGAGAGAGCGGUAGGAGGGAGGGACCGGGGAUACCGGCGAGAACCCUAAUCCUCGUGAAGAAAAAGUGUAUGUAGCAACUACCACGAUCGUAGCUGUUCGGUCGUGUGAGAGUUGAGGUUUUUGGAGAGAGGGUAAGGGUGGGUCGUGCGGGAAUGCAUCACGGGGCCGCCUGCGUGUUGGCCACGGGAGGAUGGUAUCACUGAUAAAUUCACUACUGUAUGGGCUUCAAAAACAAACUCAAAAUAAGCCCAGUUUCCAGCCGGUGUCACUCACCGAUAAAUACUUGAGCACAUCCCUUUCGACGGCUUUGGUUAUAUCUCGAACGGGUAGAUGGUCUUUCUGCGAGAUUGCGUUUACUUUCUUAAAAUGCCGUGAGGGACCGUUGGGCUCUCUCUGGAUGUGUGGCUCGUGCUCCCCCUAGAGGCGACUGGUGUCGUCGGCAUUGCGGCUCCUUUUUUGUUUUUGUUUGCGCCCUUGUAUCUUGCCGGUCCCGCCAGAAACGUCGUGCACCAACCCCUUCCUACUACUAUUGUCUAUCGCUAUUUCUAUGUACAGAGGGAUGUUUUGUGACACAGCUGUGUGUCCGGUUGAUUAUGGUGAAGUACGUUUUUCCUCUUCGCUUUUUUUUGUGAACAUCUGUGUGUCGUAGUGGACCUGGGUGCUGGAGGGAGUUUUCAAACCCCGUUACCGAGUCGAGAGUUUUUUGUGUUGUAUUGUUGUAGCAGGGCGAAUGUUCUCGGCUGAUUCUGUUUCCCCGGGACAUGGUGUUGGUGUCGCCGCACUGCUGUGAUUGAUCAUUUCGCGGUGGCCUCGCCUCAAGGGGACGGGGGGAAACAAAGAGAGAGGAAGAGAGGGGGUCGAUUUGAGCAUCGCUGUAAGAUUUUCACCGCAGAUAUGGGUACCGCGUAUACCAAGUAGCAUUCGAGGCUUAAUCUGGCCAUCCCAAUGGUAUACUUCCAUGCCGCCACACAGUUUGCUAAUGCCGGGGGGGGCGGGGGACUGUUGUAAGGGAAGUUACUUGUCGUUCAUGUGUGUUUUGCGUUGUGCCACUGGCUUUGUUCCUCGUGUUCCUCGUUGUGUUAGGGAGAACAGGAACCGCCUUCUCUUCUCGACCAUUGGCCGAGCUUCAACCGCUACCGCACGCUCUUGUCUCAAGGUGUUGAAAUGAGGUAUUGCUUGGGGGGGGGGCUGGCCCUGCCCCGCUAUUGCCUGUGAAACCGUCCCCCUCCCGGGGUGGCACUACAGUGGCGAUUUGAAGUAGUGCUGGGCUGGAUGUGGCCGGCAAGGAUGACGUUUGUCUUGAGGAUGGUGACUAUUCGGGCGUCCUUGGUUGUGGAACACGAGGGGCCAGCGGAUGAAAAGGCGUGCUUGGCACGGGCUGGAGAGGGAGGGCUGCUGGUUUUUGGAUGCGUGCUGCGCUAUUUAUUUCGUCCGUCGUGGAAGGCUCUGUCUCGGUGCGUUAUCUCGUGGUUGGUUCUGGACCAAGGCUAUGUAACACAAAACAACACACCCAAGCUAGAUGGUGUUGUUUGUGCCCAAUCAACAACAACGCGAGUUGGACGCGGCUUUGCAAGCGCCUGGUGGUGAGCUUUUCACUGCCGCCGACCGUAUUUUUGUGCUUGUUUUGUGACUGGAUGAUCCGUGCUUUUUGUCCCUCAUUUUUCGUUCUUUGGCAAUCUUUGGGUGAGACUUGCGUGGCAUGUCGCGUAGCAGACGGCGUUUUUUCUUUGCGUCAUGCGGUGCGUUGAUGCUUCCUUUACGGCUGUAGCCCUUGCUGCUAUGAAGGGGUUUCAGUUUCCGUUGCGACCGUGGAGGUUUAUCUUGAUUUGCUUGAACGUAGAACCCGGUCCAAUACGGGGCGUGUUUUCUGUCUCGAGUUUGACUCAAGUGGCGAGCACGUGUAUGGCAUGUUUUGGAGCUCCGUUGCGGUGUUACCAUGUCUCAGCGGUAAGCAACCCUGAGUUCAAUGGACGAUACCGGUUUCCCGGGGUAGGGGGUCGAUGUCGCAGCCGCUGAUGCCGCGGAUGCAAGAGCGCCAUUGGACUUGUAGACUUGAAAAAGGUGAUGAUUUUGGAUGGAUUCUUUAGUUCGUACCGGGUGACUAGAAAGUGUUGUGUUUGCCUGGGUGAGCUUGUACAGGUUUAACGUCGAGGAGUUGCGCCGCGUUCGAUAUUCCCUGUUUUUUUUUAUUUUGUUAAUUACGUUGUCUGGAGCCAUAGUCUAGUGUGGUUUUGGGGGAAAAUAUCUGUCAUGGAAGCGUGCCUAUAUCUCACCACUUUCUUGCCUGUCUUAUGUUUUGUGACUUGUUCGUGUGUUCUUCACUCGGCCGGGCUACCGCUGUACAUGAAGCGCACACACGGUCCCCCAGAAGAAACAUUCCAGUCCCCAGAGCAACUCUCAAGGUUACCAGGGAAGGUCAAAGUCCUUUUAUUAGUGUAUGGGAAACUUUAAUUAGAAACAGAGCGAUUGUCGUCGUAGUCGAUACAUCCACGUGUGUAGUAGACGUGAUUGGGGCUUUCUUCGUUGCCGGGAGGGUAAACAUUUACUUGUGUUUCGGACGUAAUUAUUUGAAUUGUGUUGGCGUGAGACUCUCGAGAGUGCGUUUUUUUUGCAUGGAAGUGUGUGGUUUUUUCCGUCGCCAUGACCGUGCCGGGGGGAGCCCCGGCCGCAUGUUGUUGUAGUGCAUGUCUUUCCCCGGCAUUCCUCUUCACAAAGGAAAAUAACAAGCUAGCUUUAAUCACCAAACGCCCGGAUUCGCUCGUGAA